UGCUUUCGUCAGCCAGUUGAGCAUCCAGAUCUUACAGACCAAAGAGAAAGAGAACCUUCCCAGUCUCUUUCUCUCUCUUACAAACAGAAUUAGAAAGAAAAGCAUAGAAAUGAAUUGGGUGAGAAAGAAAAGGAGAAAAUAAGAGAGACCCAGAAGAAAAGAAAAGGAAAAAUUCUUCACCAUGAGAGCUCAUCAUAAUUUGAGCUUCUUUUUGAUUCUGAUAUCAUUGUCUAUACCUUUCACUCCAAAAUGGGUUGCUGCUGCUGCUACUACUAAUAUUCUAAACUCAACCAGAAAUGGAGUCGAAACUCACAGGAGAAUUCUGCACCAACCAUUGUUCCCAGUAGGUUCAGCACCACCACCUGGAACGGACUCAAUUCCACCACCAUCACCACCGCCACCGACGGUGCCAUCAGACAGCUCAAAUGUGCCGGGCUCGGAGUACCCAUUUUUCCACGAAGGAGGACCAACCCCAGAUCAGAGUCAAACACCGCCUUCACCAUCCAAUGGAACCAUGCCAAUCCCAGUGGCAACAACGCAGCCAGCAAAGCAAACGAAAACAGUGGCAAUCGCAAUCUCAGUCGGAAUUGUCACUCUGGGAAUGCUCUCCGCACUCGCAUUCUUUCUCUACCGCCACCGUGCAAAGCACCCACGCGAGUCUCAAGCUCAAAAGCUUGUUGGUGGAAGUUCCAGAGAUAACAGCAGCGGCUCUGCCCCACCCUCGAAUUUUCUGUACAUUGGAACCGUGGAGCCGAGCCAGCAAAGAGGUUCAAUCACUGAUGGUAGCAGAGGAGAAAACAAUGGAGCUAACAGGUCACCUUAUCAUAAGCUGAAUUCGGACAAGAGAUCUGAUCUGUAUCGGCCUAGUCCUGAGUUACAACCACUUCCACCACUCACAAACCCUGUCUGCAAUGUCAAUUCCUCUUCGUCCGAUGAGGAAAGCCACGACACUGCUUUUCAUUCACCCAAUUGCUCUUCGAUCAGUUUCGAUGACAAUAGCUACUACACUCCCAGUUCGCGUCUAAGUUGUCCACCUAACAACAGCAUCAACUACUACAACAACAAUGGUUUUGCCAAAACCGACACUUAUGGUGCCAAUUCUGUUAUUCCUCAUUCCAAACGGACUUCUCCUAAAUCUCGGCUUGCGGCCCCGCGUCCAUCGCCACCGCAUGCGCCGCCUCCUUCUCCUCCUCCGUCAUCGCCGCUACCUCCUCGAGUGGUGGACUUACAACAAGUGAUUCCAAAUCCUCCAGUGAGGCCAAAAUUCUCAUCGCCACCGCCACCACCAAAUAUGGCGCGUCUUCAAUCAAUAAGCUCUGUGUCUAGACAAGUCUCUGAAGCGCCAAUUCCGCCCACUCCUCCUCCUCCACCACCGCCUCCGCCUCCUCCUCCUCCUCCACCGCAAUCAUUGCCGCAGCGGAAAGUAGGACUUCCAGAAGCAAGUGUUUCUGUUACUCCAACUCCUCCUUCUUAUGCCCAAGUUUCAAGGAAGUCAUUGUCCUGGAAUUCAAGCCCCAAACGCAAUUUUGAGAAUGAAAUAACAACACCAGCACCACAAAGUAGUAAUAAAAGUUUGAGCUCUUCUGAGAGGCUUGAUUCAGAUGAGAGGGAAGGAGCAAAACCCAAGUUGAAGCCUCUGCAUUGGGACAAAGUACGGGCAACCUCGGACAGAGCCACAGUUUGGGACCAGCUCAAAUCCAGCUCAUUUCAAUUGAAUGAGGACAUGAUGGAGACUCUUUUUGGCUGCAAUUCGGCGAAUUCAGUUCCAAAAAAAGAGGUUACUAGGAAAUCAGUGCUCCCUCCUGUUGAACUGGAAAACAGGGUGUUAGACCCAAAGAAGUCACAGAACAUAGCUAUUCUAUUAAGAGCACUCAAUGUAACAAGGGACGAGGUGUCUGAAGCUCUUUUGGAUGGUAACCCAGAAGGCUUGGGUGCUGAGCUUUUGGAAACUCUGGUAAAGAUGGCUCCAACUAAAGAGGAAGAGAUAAAACUUCGAGACUACCGUGGUGACAUCUCAAAACUAGGGUCUGCAGAGCGAUUUCUUAAGGCAGUACUUGAUAUCCCAUUUGCGUUUAAAAGAGUUGAAGCCAUGCUAUACAGAGCUAACUUUGAUACAGAAGUCAAAUACCUGAGAAAGGCUUUUCAAACCCUUGAGGAAGCAAGUGAUGAAUUAAAGAACAGUCGAUUAUUCCUUAAACUCCUUGAAGCUGUUCUCAGGACAGGAAACAGAAUGAAUGUUGGAACUAACCGUGGUGAUGCUAAGGCUUUUAAACUUGAAACACUCUUAAAACUUGUAGAUAUUAAGGGAACUGAUGGGAAGACCACAUUGCUACACUUCGUGGUCCAAGAGAUUAUUAGAUCUGAAGGCACAGGUACCGAUUCUACAAAUGAGAAUGUUCAAGAAAAAGUGCAUCAAAAGAUGGAGGACAGUUUCCAGAAGCAAGGAUUGCAGGUUGUGGCUGGGUUAAGCAGAGACCUCGGCAAUGUCAAAAAAGCAGCAGGAAUGGACUCAGAUGUCUUAAGCAGCUAUGUGUCAAAGCUUGAAAUGGGACUUGACAAAGUCAGAUUGGUUUUGCAAUAUGAGAAGCCAGAUAUGCAGGGAAAAUUCUUCAACUCAAUGAAACUAUUUCUGAAAGAGGCUGAAGAGGAAAUUAUUAGAAUCAAGGCCGAUGAAAAAAAGGCUUUAUACCUUGUGAAAGAGGUCACAGAAUAUUUCCAUGGGGAUACAGCAAAGGAGGAAGCCCAUCCUUUCAGAAUCUUCAUGAUUGUAAGAGAUUUUCUAGGCAUACUAGAUCAAGUGUGCAAGGAAGUGGGGAGGAUGCAGGAUAGAACAGUGGUGGGUGCUGCCAGAUCUUUCCGGAUAUCUGCAACUGCUUCACUACCAGUUCUCGAUAGGUAUAGUGCAAGACAAGAUUCAAGCUCGGAUGAGGGAAGUUUGUCUCCUUGAAGUUAUGUGAAUAUCAAGUAAUGAACCUCUUAGAAGUCCAAUCAAAUUUUAGCAGAUACUUCCACGGUUAUAGACUCAUUAUGAGCAUUCAGAGGAGUAGGAUAAUGGAGAUGUGAAAGUACUUCAGAAGGAAUCGGUUAUUGUCAAGAAAAUCCCGGUCCAUGGAUAGAGGUACCACUCAAUUAACAAGGUGAGGCUUGUAAGAGAAGAACAAGGUUUUGUGUAUGAGAUCACAAAUGCAUAAAAAGUCAAAUGUUGGGCAUUGAAGAUUUACUAUGAUAGAAGAGCAAGCUCUAUCUGGAAGAAUAGGGCAUCAAAAGACAAAGACAUGAUAUUCCUUUCACUGAAGUGCACAGUCGAAUGAAGCAAUUCUAAAUGAAAAAAGCAAAAAAAAAUAGAUGUCUUUUUUUCCUCAAUCCAACACAUAUGCCAUAGUUAAGAUGGGUUUAUCUUCUUUUAGAUCAGAUUCCCACACAUUUUCAAGAAAUCAGAAUGUUUUGAUGUUACUUACGAUGCUUUUAUCUGCAUUUAUUGGAUCAAUUAGUAAUAAUAAUAAGUAGCAGUUUCUUUUUUCA
Molecule: messenger RNA, 3522 nt
Organism: Quercus lobata
Lineage: Eukaryota; Viridiplantae; Streptophyta; Magnoliopsida; Fagales; Fagaceae
Gene: FH6
Product: formin homolog 6
Exons: 4
Coding region: 182-2947 (921 amino acids)
Biological process (GO): actin nucleation; actin cytoskeleton organization
Molecular function (GO): actin filament binding
Source: RefSeq, a predicted model, not a curated record